Hevea brasiliensis (rubber tree) is the source of this 2462-nucleotide messenger RNA. Its product is annotated as protein REDUCED WALL ACETYLATION 1. Gene Ontology annotation, cellular component: Golgi apparatus. Bases 409 to 2025 code for a protein of 538 amino acids. Gene Ontology annotation, biological process: xyloglucan metabolic process; xylan biosynthetic process; plant-type secondary cell wall biogenesis. Lineage: Eukaryota; Viridiplantae; Streptophyta; Magnoliopsida; Malpighiales; Euphorbiaceae. Gene Ontology annotation, molecular function: acetyltransferase activity. The record is from RefSeq and is a predicted model, not a curated record. The transcript is spliced from 18 exons.
GAGUAAGAAAAUUUAAAAUUUGGAAAAAAUAAUCGUGAAGUAAUGAAAGCAAUAGAGCAACCGAAACCAAACCCACUCACCUCCACCAACCGUUGAAGGAAGAAGGAAGGGAGACUCACUGAGAGGGACCUCUCCUCCGCCAUUUUUGUCAAUUCUUCAAGCAAACUCUCUUUCACAGAUCUCUCUCUCUCUCUCUCUCUCUACCUGUGCUUGUGGUUUGGUUUCGUUUUCUUAGUAAUAUUUAUGACCAUGUCCUUUGGAUCACUGCUCUCUGCCUAUCUUGCUUGACUCCUUUAAUCUCUCUGGGUUUUGGAUCGAAAUAUGGUGAUAAAAGGGCCAAUUACGCCUGGACUGGUUGUAAGAAGUUUUUGAGCUAAUAUUUGCCAAUUGCUACAUUUCUAAUAAGACAUGAUGGUGCUUCAACAAGUGUCCUUUAUGCUCGGAAUUAUCCCAGUUUUCAUUGCAUGGAUAUAUUCAGAGUUCUUAGACUAUAAGAAAUCUUCAUCUUUUUCUAAAGUGCAUUCAGACAAUAAUCUGACUGAGUUGGAAAAGGAGACAAUCAAGGAAGAUGAUCGAGCUGUUUUGCUUGAAGGAGGUCUUACAAGAACAGCAUCUGCCAAAUUUUAUAGCUCAUCUAUCAAAUUGAACUUAAUCAGGUUUAUGACUAUGGAUGACUCCUUCUUGCUAGAAAAUCGAGCUACUUUGAGAGCAAUGUCUGAGUUUGGGAUGAUUAUGAUUUAUUUCUAUAUAUGUGACCGCACGAACUUGUUGGGAGACUCCACCAAGAAAUACGAUCGCGACCUUUUCCUCUUCCUCUACUCUCUCCUCAUUAUAGUAUCAGGAAUGACUUCAUUGAAGAAACACAAUGACAAAUCAGCAUUCUCUGGGAAAUCCAUACUUUACCUUAACCGGCAUCAAACUGAAGAGUGGAAAGGAUGGAUGCAGGUCCUAUUCUUAAUGUACCAUUACUUUGCUGCAACAGAAAUUUACAAUGCAAUACGUGUCUUUAUUGCUGCAUAUGUUUGGAUGACUGGAUUUGGCAAUUUCUCAUAUUAUUACAUUAAAAAGGAUUUUAGCCUUGCACGCUUUGCUCAGAUGAUGUGGCGGCUCAAUUUCUUUGUGGCAUUUUGCUGUAUCGUUCUUAACAAUGAUUAUAUGCUGUAUUACAUCUGCCCAAUGCACACGCUAUUCACUCUAAUGGUGUAUGGGGCCCUUGGUAUAUUUAAUAAGUAUAAUGAGAGUAGCUCAGUGAUGACUCUGAAGAUUCUUUCAUGCUUUCUUGUGGUUAUCUUGGUUUGGGAGAUACCUGGAGUUUUUUAUUUUCUCUGGAGUCCUUUACCAUUCUUAUUGGGGUAUACUGAUCCUGCAAAGCCAGAUCUCCCCCGAUUACAUGAGUGGCAUUUCAGAUCAGGACUUGAUCGCUAUAUUUGGAUCAUUGGAAUGAUAUAUGCAUAUUGCCACCCAAAUGUAGAGAAAUGGAUGGAGAAAUUGGAGGAAUCUGAAACCAAGAAGAAACUCUCAAUCAAAACAGGAAUUGUGUCAGGUUCCUUGCUGGUUGGCUAUUUGUGGUAUGAAUAUAUUUACAAGCUGGACAAGGUUACAUACAACAAGUACCACCCUUACACAUCGUGGAUCCCCAUCACUGUGUACAUUUGCUUGCGGAAUUUCACUCAGCAGCUACGGAGUUUCUCUUUGACUCUCUUUGCUUGGCUAGGAAAGAUAACUUUGGAGACCUAUAUUUCACAGUUCCACAUCUGGCUGAGAUCAAACAUUCCGAAUGGACAGCCUAAGUGGCUUCUUUCUAUCAUACCAGAAUAUCCAUUGCUGAAUUUCAUGCUCACAAGUGCCAUCUAUGUCCUAGUAUCUCUUCGGCUUUUUGAAUUAACCAAUACACUGAAGGCCGUUUUUAUACCCACAAAAGACAAUCGGCGGCUUUUUUAUAAUUUUGUUGCGGGGGCUGCUAUUUCUCUAUCAUUAUAUUGUGUCUCACUAAUUCUUCUUCAGAUCCCUCAUUCUUCUGCCUGACAAAUGAAGACUAAAAUGAGAAUAUGCAUAGAGGUUUUCUGUGGUAUGUACAAAGAGAUAUAGGAAGUGAAAUAAGGGAACUUGGAAAAUGUUGCUAGCAGAUACAGGCAAGGACGAGUGUUUUCAACAAACCUAAGGGAGAAAUUUUCUCUGAUGACAUGCCAGAGCUGAAGUUAGAUAGUGGAUUUGCCUUGGGGAAUCAGUAAGUAGACUAGACAGGCAGGCAAAUAACAGGAAGUGAUUCUAUCUUUUUCUUUUUUGUUUUUGAAAUAUUGCAUACCACCACAUAUUAUUUUUGUUGUCAUAUAUUUUCUUUUUCUUUUUCCCAUUUUGUGCCAUCUCUGAAACAAAUUGUAGGUUACUAUGACAUAGAUUUGUUGUUUGUUAUCGAACGAAUUCAAGAUUUAAUGUUAAUGCAAUUUUAUUGAAAUUAUGUA